AACUGAUAUAGAUAAUCAGAUAUAAGCACACCAAAUAGCAUCAACCAUAGCAUUCUCCAUCCAACAACACUACAUAUCUCUAAAAUGAUACUAGACUGAUAACAAAUGACAUCAUCGCCAGGAACCCGCCAAUCAACCCACUAUCUUCCCCUCACCUCCUCCCACAUCAACACAACAAACACAGCCUACCUUACUCAAGAUAACCAUGGAAGACAUCUUGAUAGUAGGAGCAGGCAUAUUCGGCGUCAGCACCGCCUACCACCUAGCGACUACACACCCAAACCCUGUCCGAAUCACCCUCCUCGACCGUGCCCCCGCGCCGUCCACCCGCGCAGCCUCCAACGAUGUCAACCGCAUCAUCCGCGCCGACUACUCUAGUAAGCUCUACAUGGAGCUAGGCUUUGAAGCUAUCAAAGCUUGGAAGACACUUCCAUUUCUCCAAGGCACCGGCGUGUACCAACAGAGCGGGUGGAUCGCGAUGGACGAACAGGGCAGCGAUGUGCCGGUGCGCAUAAGGGAGAAUUUCCGCGCGCUGAACCGCGACGAGGUCAUCCUUGACAUGAAGGAGGAAGAGGUCCGCAGGCGCUGGGGUGGACUGUUGGCUCGGACGGAUUGCUCGCCGUUUGGGUCGUAUUAUUAUAACCCGUCAGCGGGGUGGGCUGAUGCGGGGAAGGGACUGAGUAUUAUGGCUGAGGAGGCAGUGCGGAGGGGUGUGCGGUAUGAGGUUGGGGAGGUGCGUCGAUUACUGCUGGGGGAGAAUGGAGUGCGGGGGGUGGAGACGGAGACGGAUGAGGUGUAUACGGCGGAUAAGGUGCUUUUGGCUACUGGGGCGUGGACGAGCCAUUUGAUGUCGGGUGUUGAGGAUGAACUCAGAAUGCGUGAUGAGGAGCGCAUUGAGAGGCAGAUCUCGGCGGCAGGAGUAUGUGUUGCGUACUUCCAGCUGUCUGAAGUGGAGAAGGAGCAAUACUCGCAGCUACCGGUAUUCGUGUACGGGGAACAAGGUAGGUUUGACCAACCCUGUAGGAACUGUCGUGACUGAUCUUGAUAGGCGAGGUGAUACCCCCGACGACAUCCGGGGAACUCAAGUUCACCAUCGCCACCUCGUUCAAAAACACCGUCAAGACGCCUUCCGGCCAUGAGAUAUCCGUUCCUGCCGCCCACUCAGUCGAUGUGCCGCAGGAGCUCAAAGAUGACUGCAUCUCCAGCGUCAAGAAACGUCUUCCCCAACUGCUGGAUCAUGAUCGACGUCCAGAUCGGUAUCGAUUAUUUUGGGAUGCGAUUUCCCCGGCCCAGCAGCCACUGAUCACG
Aspergillus campestris IBT 28561 is the source of this 1308-nucleotide messenger RNA. Its product is annotated as NAD(P)/FAD-dependent oxidoreductase. NCBI's taxonomy places the organism in Eukaryota, Fungi, Ascomycota, Eurotiomycetes, Eurotiales, Aspergillaceae. Bases 206 to 1039 code for a protein of 277 amino acids. The record is from RefSeq and is a predicted model, not a curated record. Gene Ontology annotation, molecular function: saccharopine oxidase activity; sarcosine oxidase activity; flavin adenine dinucleotide binding. The transcript has a single exon.